Lathyrus sativus (Indian pea) is the source of this 2346-nucleotide messenger RNA. The record is from the annotation of a GenBank genome assembly. Lineage: Eukaryota; Viridiplantae; Streptophyta; Magnoliopsida; Fabales; Fabaceae.
AUGAUGGGUAAAGAUGGUAGUAUGAUGAAGGCAUGGGAAGCUACGGUGAAGAAGACACAAGCAGUUGCGAAGAAGCGUGCGAAUAGCAUAUUUGGGACAGCGCAUGUAUCGCAUGGAGAUGAAGAAGAUAACAGAGAUGAAACAGAAGUAUACAUGGCGGAAAGGGUUCUACCGAAUGGAGAUUACUAUAAGGGAGAAUGGGCAGAUAGUUUCCCUCAUGGGAAAGGGAAAUAUUUAUGGACAGAUGGGUGUAUAUAUGUUGGAGAAUGGUUCAAAGGAAAAACAAUGGGAAAGGGAAGGUUCACUUGGCCUUCAGGGCCUUGUUAUGAAGGGGAAUUUAAGAGUGGUUAUAUGGAUGGGAUAGGUUCAUAUACUGCUACAAAUGGGGAUGUUUAUAAGGGACAAUGGGUAAUGAAUUUGAAACAUGGUCAUGGUGAGAAAGUUUAUUCAAAUGGAGAUAAGUAUGAGGGGGAAUGGAGAAGAGGUUUGCAAGAUGGGCAAGGUAAAUAUGCAUGGAAAGAUGAGAAGUAUUACAUUGGUGAAUGGAGAAAUGGGAGUAUUUGGGGUAAAGGUUCAUUUGUUUGGAGUAAUGGGAAUAGGUAUGAUGGUUAUUGGGAAGAUGGUUUACCUAAAGGGAGUGGAACAUUCAAAUGGAAUGAUGGAAGUUUUUAUGUAGGUAAUUGGAGUAAAGAUCCAAGAGAUCAAAGUGGAACAUAUUAUCCAUUUGAUGGGUCAACAGAGGGUCAUCUUGAUUGGGAUCCACAACAAGUUUAUAAUGAGUUGAGUGAAUAUCAAAUAAGUCCUGGCGAGAAGGUUUCGGUUUUGCCAUCGCAAAAGCGACUCGCAGUGUGGAGGUCUACAAAAGGAGGAGGUGGCGGUGGUGGAGGGGAUGGUUCUAGUACUAAGCCAAGAAGAAUGUCAGUGGAUGCUAGGGUAAGUGUAGGGCUUGAAAAGCCAAGUGAUAGAAUGCAUUUAUGGGGUUGUGAUGGGGAAGGUACAAAUAAUAAUAAUAGUAAUAGUAGUAGUAAUAUUAAUGGUAGUGGAACUCCAAAUAAAGAUGAUAAUGACUUGUUAAGUUUACAUAUACAAAGUUCUAACCCAAAACAAACUUUGAAAGCACCUAAGAAAUCAAAAAGGCAAGGAGAGACCAUAUGCAAAGGACACAAGAAUUAUGAGCUCAUGCUCAAUUUACAAUUGGGAAUCAGGCAUUCUGUUGGAAGACCUGCCCCCUCAGCAUCUUUUGAUCUUAAGCCUUCAGCUUUUGAUUCCAAAGAGAAAGUGUGGACUAGAUUUCCUCCUGAAGGUUCAAAAUAUACACCUCCACAUCCAUCUAGUGAGUUCAAGUGGAAGGAUUAUUGCCCAGUAGUUUUUAGAACUCUGAGGAGGCUAUUCAAGGUGGAUGCAGCUGAUUACAUGUUAUCUAUAUGUGGAAAUGAUGCCCUAAGAGAACUCUCUUCCCCUGGAAAAAGUGGAAGCUUCUUUUACUUAACCAAUGAUGAUCGUUAUAUGAUUAAGACAAUGAAAAAAGCUGAGGCUAAAGCUCUCUUGAGAAUGCUUCCAGCUUAUUACAACCACUUUCGAGCAUUUGAUAAUGCUCUAGUCACAAAGUUUUAUGGCUUGCAUUGUGUCAAGUUAAAUGGACCUUCUCAGAAGAAGGUUCGAUUUAUCAUAAUGGGAAACCUUUUUUGUUCCGAGUAUACCAUACAUAGACGCUAUGAUUUAAAGGGUUCUUCGCUUGGACGCAUAACAACGAAGCCUGAGUCAGAGAUUACUGAAACCACUAUUCUUAAAGAUCUUGAUUUAAGUUUUAUAUUUCGACUACAAAGAUCUUGGUUUCAAGAAUUUUGCAAGCAAAUUGAUAGGGAUUGUGAGCUUCUUGAACAAGAGGGAAUUAUGGACUAUAGUUUACUUGUUGGAAUUCAUUUCAAAGAUAUCUCAGCAGAAGGAGAUCUUAUUCCUUCAGGAUCUCAUACUCCACAAGGUGACUCGGGGAGUGAAGGAUCGCCAUGUAUUUCACGAGCGGACAUGGAUCAACUUCUUCUAGAGCCUUCUAAGUGGGAUAGUAUAAAACUAGGAGUGAACAUGCCAGCAAGAGUUGAAAGGACAGUAAGAAGAUUAAGUGAUUGUGAAUUGCAACUUGUAGGAGAACCGAUUGGAGAAUAUUAUGAGGUUGUGUUGUUUUUUGGUAUUAUAGACAUACUUCAAGACUACGACAUAAGCAAGAAACUUGAGCAUGCUUAUAAGUCCAUUCAAUAUGAUCCAACCUCAAUAUCAGCUGUUGAUCCAAGACAAUACUCAAGGCGUUUUCGUGACUUCAUAUUCAAAGUUUUUUCACAAGACUCUUGA